GGUACUUAGAAUCUAGGUACAGUCUAAAAAAUGGGUACUAUCAUGAGGGCAGUUUACUUGUCCUUGUUAGAACAAUGGAGAGUAUCUGCUAGUAAUAUUAGAAUUCUAGUGAGCUUUAUGACAAGAAAAGAUCCACCAUCAGCUCUUGCAAUAGCUGGUUGUCCAUCAGCAAUUUCACCCUCUGAAGAUCUUCACAAGUCAUCAAAAUCCAUGUUAGAUUCUAUUUUUGAUGGUUUGCUACUAGCUGUACCGAAACACAGAAGGUCUAUAGAAAAGAGACUUUACAGAAAACACAGAUACACUGCCUUUAUGGAGUAUGGAACACCAAAAUCAACCAUAGUUCCUUGCUUGGAGUGUGGCAACUAUAGAGAGAAAGGACAUCUGUGCAAGCAUUGUUAUGACAAAGUUUGUUUAGAGACCAAGGAAAUGAAAGCUAAGUUGGGAGAAGAUAUCAAGUAUAAUGUUCCAAUGCAAGAAAUUGAGUUUGUUUAUAAUGGAGAGGCGGCUGACAACAGUGGUGGUAAAUUGGUUAUCAAUAUGAACAAGUCAAGACCAAGUUGGUUUUCUAAAAAUUUACUUAAUAAAACAGGUUGAUGUAAAUUUUUA
Messenger RNA from Physella acuta, 606 nucleotides. Its product is annotated as large ribosomal subunit protein bL32m. The record is from RefSeq and is a predicted model, not a curated record. Gene Ontology annotation, cellular component: mitochondrial large ribosomal subunit. Gene Ontology annotation, molecular function: structural constituent of ribosome. Lineage: Eukaryota; Metazoa; Mollusca; Gastropoda; Physidae. Gene Ontology annotation, biological process: translation.